AUCUAGAGCAGCUGUACCUGGGCCUGUACUGCACCAAUAACCACCUGCUCCUGCCCUCAGAGGGCAGCCAUCUGCUCACCUGGAAGUGGCACCACAGCCUGCAGGAGCUCGAUCUGGCAGGGCAGCGCUUCAGCGAGCAAGACCUGGAAUGCGCCAUGGCCGCCUUCGGGCAGGGCAGCAGCCGGGCAGCCCUGCGAUCCCUCAACCUGACCGGGACCAAGGUCACCGUGAGCACUGUCAGUGCCCUGAUCAUCAGCUGUCCUGCCCUGAGCUACCUCAACCUGUCGUCCUGCCGCUACCUGCCCCGGGGCAUGAAGAAGGUGUAUCGGGGCCAGGACGACAUCCACCAGUGCUUGAGCAAGCUGCUGGCCAGCGCCGACGAGCCGGCCGCUGCACAGGAUACGUCGGAAUGACACCAGCACCUCCCCUCUCCAGAGACAGGCCUGAGGCCCAGGCCUGCGCCAGGAGCAACCCCACGCACAGGCUGAGUGCCAGGGCUGGUGUUUCGCUGGGACGUUCCUGGCAGCGUGGGUGGCACCUGGGACCUGGGCACCCACCUGGUGCUGUAGCAGCAAGCAGCCUGUUCCCCCGGGAGGAGCAGCCGUGCCUGGUCCCCCGCUCCCCAAUUUGAUAGCGCCCCCUUUUUGUAUGACGUUCCUCUUGGAUUUGUCAGUGUUUUACUGUCCGGCGCAGCGCCCAGUGCUCCAGAAUAAAGGGC
Molecule: messenger RNA, 718 nt
Organism: Terrapene triunguis (Three-toed box turtle)
Lineage: Eukaryota; Metazoa; Chordata; Testudines; Emydidae
Product: F-box/LRR-repeat protein 6-like
Exons: 2
Source: RefSeq, a predicted model, not a curated record